Blepharisma stoltei is the source of this 1247-nucleotide messenger RNA. The record is from the annotation of a GenBank genome assembly. Lineage: Eukaryota; Ciliophora; Heterotrichea; Heterotrichida; Blepharismidae.
AUGCAUUUGCAUGUCGGUAAAAAUAGAGCUAAUAGGUUUUUAUAUUCAAAAUUAAGCUCUGAUACCUCUCAAAACAAAACCCGAAGCCGAUCUAGAACUCCAAAAUCUUAUUCGCAAUCUGAUCGACGAAAUCUUAUUACACUUUAUGGAAGCACACCUACUGAAGAGCCACAACUAGCUCCUUGAGUCCGAGAAAGCACGCUUACAUUUAAAGAUCCCUUGCUUCUUCUUCAUGAAGAGAUUAUUGAUUUUUAUGAUUUUAUGCAGCCAAAUCCCUUAUCCCUUUAAUCAUAAUUUUAACAAUUUAAAUUAUUUUGUAUUACAUUAUAUUCUCAUCUAUCAAUCAGCAGCCUUGAAAGUUAGAAAAGGCUAACCAAGAAGAUAUCCUUAAUCGGCUUACUGCUAUGGUAAAGUCAAUUUGGCCAGAUGCUGAAAUCCAAGUUUUUGGCUCAUUUGCCAAUGGUUUAUGAUUGCCCACAAGUGAUAUUGAUGUAUCAGUUAGAACAAAUACUAACCUAAGCACCAGAGCCUCAAUUGAUUUACUUGCAGCCUCUCUUAUCAAAACAAAAAUGGCUAGUGAGCUCGAAAAAAUCUACACAGCAAGAGUUCCGCUAUUAAAAUUCCUAGACAGAUCGACAAGUCUAUCUAUAGAUGUCUCUUUCAGCAUUGGGCAAGGAAUGGAGUGAAUAAACCUCGUUAAAGAUUACCUUGUAAAAUAUCCAGAAGCGAAAUACAUUAUUUUCGUAUUGAAAUAUUAUUUAAAGCAAAGAGAAUUAAAUGAAACUUUUAAUGGAGGAAUUGGAAGCUAUCUAUUAUUCUGUAUGGUCAUAAGCUCAAUUCAAAUGCAUCCUGCUCAUAAAGAUGGUGGCAAACAUUAUGGAGGCUAUACCCUUGGCCAUUUUUUAGUCCAUUUUUUUCAGUUAUAUGGGCAUGAGUUUAACUAUUCUGAUAUAGGGAUAGAUAUAAAGUGAAAUGGGUCGUAUUUUCAGAAGAGAAAUAAGGAGUGGUGCAAAGGAAAAGGAGAAUUCUUAUGUGUGGAAUGCCCUCAAGGUACUAAUAAUGAUAUAGGAAGAGGAGCUUUUAGAAUAAAACUAAUCAGAGAGGCAUUUAAACACGCAUUAUCAAUGAUAUGCUCACAAACAUAUGUUUCUGCUAAAACACCAUUAAAUCUCAUUUUGAUAAGUGAUGAUUUUAUUAAGAAUAGAAAACCUUAUCAUAUAAGCCAAUGCUUGGCUGAUAAUACAUAA